This is a messenger RNA of Caenorhabditis briggsae, 138 nucleotides long. The record is from RefSeq and is a predicted model, not a curated record. The transcript has 3 exons. The coding region runs from base 1 to 138 and encodes 45 amino acids. NCBI's taxonomy places the organism in Eukaryota, Metazoa, Nematoda, Chromadorea, Rhabditida, Rhabditidae.
AUGCCUCCGUUUAUCUAUGUUGUGCCGGAAAUCUUGUCGGAUGAGGAGCCUGAUGACGAUUUCCAAGAACCUGUGGACGAAAUCCGAAACGACGAAAUCACUCAAGAAGAGAGGAACACUAAAAAGGGAAUCUUUUGA